AUGAGUGGGGAACGGUAUUUAACAGCAUCAUCGGUUAUCCUAUUAACGGAUGGACUGUUAAACGUUUUUGAAACGUUACAAAAACAAGACUUUAUGCCUGAGAUCCAGUCAGUAAUAACAACCAUAAUUCAAGGCAUUAAAACAAGAUUAGGUGAUCUAGAAAGUAGUUUAUCUUUAACUUUAGCAACAUUUUUAGACCUUAGGUUUAAAAAUCUUGGAUUUUCAAAUAACCAGGUACCCGAGAGAGCAAAAAUGAAUCCCAGUGGAAUCGCACAAUCAAAAGCCAUUAUUGAAGUACAAAGGUACUUAGAAGAGCCUCCGAUUUCGAAAGAGCAAGAUACUCUAAAAUUGUGGAAAAACAACGCCUAUAACUUCCCAAAUUUAGCCGAAGUCGUUAAAACAAAAGUCGUCACUAUAGCCACAUCCGUACCCUGUUAG
Psylliodes chrysocephalus is the source of this 438-nucleotide messenger RNA. NCBI's taxonomy places the organism in Eukaryota, Metazoa, Arthropoda, Insecta, Coleoptera, Chrysomelidae. The record is from the annotation of a GenBank genome assembly.